Molecule: messenger RNA, 3103 nt
Organism: Syngnathoides biaculeatus (alligator pipefish)
Lineage: Eukaryota; Metazoa; Chordata; Actinopteri; Syngnathiformes; Syngnathidae
Product: B-cell linker protein
Exons: 18
Coding region: 13-1200 (395 amino acids)
Biological process (GO): intracellular signal transduction; cell surface receptor protein tyrosine kinase signaling pathway
Source: RefSeq, a predicted model, not a curated record
UCAGUCCAAAUCAUGAAAAUGAGCUUAUUUGGCAAACUGAAGAACGUCAACCCUCCGGUGCCACCCAGGAGGACAGACAACAAUCAGGACUUUGGGUGGAAACAGCAUGGAGUAUGGCAGGAGGACGAGGAGGAAGAGGGCGACAUGUACGAAGCGCCGCCCUGUGAGCGUGCAGCUGUCGCAGUCCCACUGAGACAAGUGGAAGAGAACGUAUAUAUGGAACGAAGCUCCAAUGCUGCCGCAGUCCCUCAACAACUAUUAGCCGCACCUUCAUCGAGGCUGAAUGGAAAACCUCAGCCUCAACAACAUGCAAAGGAGCCGAACGCCAAGGGUUUACAGCAGCACGGUGCAAAUUUGGCUCACAAGUCUCACCCUUCAGCACCCGAGGUCGACAGAAACGAGAAGCCUGGCAGGAAAACGAUGGCGCCUCCCACCGCUACCUUUCUUACCUCUACCGUGGAGGAAGAUGUGUAUGUGGAUCCAAAUGAAGAACAGGGGGAUAACGACAACCUGUAUUUAGAACCAGCAGCUGCCUGCCCUCCGUCCCCCCGGGGCCCGAUUAUUAUGCCUUCACCCACCAAGAUGUCACUCACGCCCUCCCCCAUAAUGAAGCCUCCACUUCCCAGAGCAAAUUCUACUUCCUUCCUGCAUUCCAUGACAGAAGUAAAAACAGCAUCAAACGUCGAAGCAAGACCCGUCACCGCCAAGCUAUCGCCUUCGACAGCAGGCUUUAAGCUCCCUCUGGCAACCAGUCUAAAGGAGACGAUUUUCAGCCAUGCAAAUCCUCACAUGCUGGAUAAUAAGCACGCAACUUACUCUGGUGGCGGGAGGGCAACCAAACAGUCGGGGAAUGAGGGCAAAGAAUGGUUUGCUGGUGAUUGCAACAGGAAGACAGCAGAGGAUCUCUUAUUGGGAAUCAAUAAGGACGGCACCUUCCUCAUCCGACACAGCUCAGCCCAGAACACACGGCAGCCUUUCACCCUCGCUGUGCUCUACCAGCAGAAAGUCUACAACAUUCCAGUCCGCUUCCUGGAGGAGAUGCAGGGCUUCGCUCUGGGAAAGGAGGGAAAAAAAAGCGAAGAGGUUUUCACCAGCCUGGACGAGAUGGUGACGCACCAUCAGAAGAACCAGCUCUAUCUGAUUGACAGCAAGAGCCAGGCCAAGCAUGCCGUCUAUUUAUCGAAUCCUGCACGCUGUUAGCGUCACGAUAUUCUACACAGAAACAGAUACUCUACAAUCCUUAUAUUGAAAACAAUGUCAAAAUUUAUUGGACACAAUAAGCUGUGCAUCAGCAUGAAUUAAUAUUCCACAGCUGCAUCAAAGCAGACAUAUUGAUGGGGAAAAAAUGACUUGCUGGAUGAGUUGUUAGUCCCAUAGUUUGGGGUUUGAAUCCUUCCUCUGUGGAUGUGUGUGAACACUUUCAUUUAUCCAGGUCUUUGACUCCUUUAAUUUAUUUGAUUCAUUUAAUCGAUUGCAACCAGACUCUUCUGGCCAGUCUUUAUAAUUUCAAUGCACUAAGAUAGGAUAGCGCUAUCAGUUUGAUGUAUUCUAUUCAUCAUUAACAUAAUUCUGUUACUGUAAUUUCCGGCCUACAAGCCGUGACUUUUUUCACACGCUUUCAACCCUGCGGUUUUUGCGGUGAUACGGCGUUAGCCUUAGUGCGGCGCUAUCCUUAGCACACGUGGUUAUAAGCCUCAGUACACAGAAAGAGUUUAACGCUAGUGCGCGCUAACACUAGUGCUGCGUUAACGCUAGCGGUAAACUCUUUGUGUGACUUUUUCUUCUUUUUCUUUCGGCUUGUCCCGUUAGGGGUCGCCACAGCAUGUCAUCUUUUUCCAUUUAAGCCUAUCUCGUGCAUCUUCCUCUCUAACACCCACUGUCCUCAUGUCCUCCCUCACAACAUCCAUCAACCUUCUCGUUGGUUUUCCUCUCGCUCGUUUGCCUAGCAACUCCAUCCUCAGCACCCUUGGACCAAUAAACUCACUCUCUCGCCUCUGGACAUGUCCAAACCAUCAAAGUCUCCUAUCUUGAAUCUUGUCUCUAAAACAUCCAACUUUGGCUGUCCCUCUAAUGAGCUCAUUUCUAAUCCUAUCCAACCUGCUCACUCCAAGCCUCAAUAUCUUAAUUUCUGCCACCUCCAGUUCUGCUUCCUGUUGUUUCUUCAGUGCCACCGUAUCUAAUCCGUACAUCAUGGCCGGCCUCACCACUGUUUUGUAAACUUUGCCCUUCAUCCUAACGGAGACUCUUCUGUCACAUAGAACACCAGAAACCUUCCGUCAUCCGUUCCACCCCACUUGAACCCGUUUCUUCACUUCCUCUUUCUGUGUACCGAGGCUUAUAACCAGGUGGGCUCUGUAGCCCAGGAAUUACGGUAAUAGUGAUCAGACUCUUUGAUCUUACCAAUACUGUCAUGCAGUCUUCUGAGCUAAACAUUUCACCUCCUGCGCCUUCUCGUUAUAACAUUUUUCAUCAUGCGCAGGCUAAGUCACGGCGGAAAAAGAAGUCAGGGUAAAUGAUUGGGUUGACCCGAUGCACAGGCAAGCAUAUUUCCAAAUAAACCGAUUCAAGCCGCAGUGUUUGGACUGCAAAAGAGGUCAGGAAGGAAGGCUGUAAAUAAACACACAAGCAGACAAAUCAGCUGGAGGCACAGCGCGAUUUAAGUAUCCAGUCACAUCCAGUAAUAGCCAAGGAACUGCAACAAGCAUCGCGAGUCUUUUAGAGGAAUACAACAACAUAAUUUCUCUCUCGAUGAAUGGAUGGUUAGGUUGCUGGAGGAGGCGUUCUAGCCAAAGAAUGACUUCCUGGAGAUGCUGCAAUCUAGCAGCAGGGUGUGAGCAAUUCUGCUGGAAUGCUGUCCUGUUUAUUCCCCAGACCGGAACUCAUAAUAUCCUGUGAUCAUCACUGAUAAUAAUACGUCGUAGGUAGGCGAUUAGUAAUCGGGAUGGACAUUUGACUACAUUUUGUUGAUGUACUAUUUUGAUAUCAUUUUGAUGGGGUGAUUGAAUGUCUCAGAAUGUUCUGAACUAUUGUUAUAAUGUUAUUUUGCUGAUUCGUGGUGCCUAGAGAAAUCAUUAUUGAGGAGCUCCGAGGAUUAAUUAAACAA